Messenger RNA from Orbicella faveolata, 525 nucleotides. RefSeq names its product homeobox protein ceh-1-like. Gene Ontology annotation, molecular function: DNA-binding transcription factor activity, RNA polymerase II-specific; RNA polymerase II cis-regulatory region sequence-specific DNA binding. The record is from RefSeq and is a predicted model, not a curated record. Gene Ontology annotation, biological process: regulation of transcription by RNA polymerase II; cell differentiation. Gene Ontology annotation, cellular component: nucleus. NCBI's taxonomy places the organism in Eukaryota, Metazoa, Cnidaria, Anthozoa, Scleractinia, Merulinidae.
AUGAUGAACAAAACUGCUGCCGAGAAAUUAGGUCUGUCUCCUGAUGAAGAAUGUGUUUUCUUGAAUGUUGAAAAACCGACACCUGCGCCAAGUCAGAAUUUGCUGGAGGAGGGACAGUUGUUAUCUCUCCCGAGUGAAGACACAGCUUCUGGUGCUCACAAGCCAAAGAUUGCCCGCACCCGAUUUUCAAUUUACCAGAAAAUUGCCCUUGAGAACUCGUUUCUUUCAUCUUUGUAUCUAACGGGCGAAGAACGAGACGCCUUGGCCUUCAAAAUUGGACUCUCUCCUGGCAUUGUGCAGACUUGGUUCAAAAACAGGCGAUUUAAAUGGCGUAAAGAACUCAAGAUGGCUAAUGGAACUAACUCGCCACCAUCACCAGUUCUUCUCUUCCCCAAUCCCCCUGCCUUGACAUACCGAGGAUCUACCAUGGGGCCUGAGCACCAGCGGGCUGGUUGGGAGGGAAACUCAUGUCAGUUUUGUGUAAACAGUCCACCACGCUUCCUCUAUAACAACACUACACACUAG